AUGCGCAAUGAGCUUUUCAUGAUGGAGCAGGAGCGGUCCGAGGUUCUUCAGCAGCUGAAGCAGGAUCUGGCUGCCGAUAUUGCGCAGCAGAUGCAGGAUCUGCAGGCCAAAAUCGAUGCCAUUGAGACGCGCGAGGGCAACAUCAGGGACGUGGUCCGAACGCACAUGGGCACCAGCAUGUCGGCGAAGGCCUCCGCAGCCCAGGUGUCGUGCGAGAGCACGGAGGAACAGGUAGACGCGUUCAUGGAGUUGAUCGAGAGGGUCUGGGCUGCGAAGACUGCGAAGGGUCAAAAUUUGCUCCACGAGCUGUGCGCCAACCUCAGGCAGCCGAGUGAGCAGGGCGGCGCGGAGCCGCUCAGCCCCCCGGUGCUCGCGGAAGUCUGCAGGGAGGCUUGGAGGCAGCACGGCCAGAAGCCUCUCUGA
Molecule: messenger RNA, 423 nt
Organism: Prorocentrum cordatum
Lineage: Eukaryota; Dinophyceae; Prorocentrales; Prorocentraceae
Source: the annotation of a GenBank genome assembly